AUAAUUACAUAACAAACACAAGCGACUUGCUGGCUGGCAUGAAAAGACAAGAUAUAACAACUUUAAAUAAGUUACCUUUAUAAUGUCGCUUUUGCGUUUAUGACUAUCUAUAUGUUUAUGAUACUUUCUUCAAGACAUAUCUUGUUAGCUACAGCUGCUAGAUCAAUUUAUACUUUUCUUUUUUGCUAGCUAACGUCAAGUUAUGCCUCAAGACAUUCAAGGGGGAGAAGAACAGCUCCCGUUGGUAAGGUCUCUGAAAAGCGGAAUACCGUCGAUUGCAGUGUUUUGUAACCGGAGUCCUCGAAUCAUGCGACCAGUAUGGAUUAAUUUUCGCGGGGAACCUCAACUCUACGAUAUUUUACAGCCAGGAAAAGGAAUGAAAAUGAACACCUUCGUAGGUCAUCCUUGGAUGUUCAGAGAUGCAGAGACAGAUGAUGCGCUGAAGGCGAAUAGUAAAGAGAUGUUCCUGCCCAAACCAAUGGAGAAUGGACAGGCUGUCCAGGUUAACGUCACAUUACCAGUCCUCAGCUUGAAGGAGCGUGCCCUCCAGGUAGUGCGGCGCCUGGUCCGUCCAGAGGACUACAGGAGGCUGGAGAUUGCUCGGUGUCUCCAUGAGGAGCUGGAGGACCGUCCCAGCGUGCUGAAGGACCUGAUGCGCAUCGCCCAGCGCGUGGAACAGCGCCUCCUAGAAGACAGGCAGCAACCCCAGGAUGCAUGAGGAGCAACUUAGAGUAGGAGUGCUUAUAUAGAUAUCGCUAUAUGGCUCUGAUGCUGCUGUUGAUGUUUCUGAAUCUUAUCAAAAUAAUAAGAUGACAGAAUGUAAGAUUGUUUGAUUGGACACUGGGAGGUCAGGGUUGAAUUCACUGCUAUAAGCAACUACCGAGGGUCUUAUCCAUUUUUUGUUGUUGUUGCAAUUGUUUAAAAUGGUCUUCGUAGCUUAGGGAAAAAAUGUGUCAACCAAUUCAGUGGUCUGACUUUAGAGAAGGGAUCAUCAACCUGAUUCAGCUGCUGGCUGUUUUUGUUGUUGUUGCGGAUUGUCAGGUGGUUGGAACAUAAUUACAAUUAAUUUGUAGACUGCAAAAUCACUGCAAGAAGCCCAAACAUAUAUUUGAUUUGACGAAAGCAUAAUAAUUCCAAACCUUACUUACAUUUGUGCACGGUCACAUAGCUCUCUUUUUUGCCACAUGGAAAUACUUUGGAACAGAUUUCUGAAAGUUCAAUCACUUAGAGCUGAUUUUAUGUUUAUUUUUUUAUG
Oncorhynchus gorbuscha (pink salmon) is the source of this 1255-nucleotide messenger RNA. RefSeq names its product von Hippel-Lindau tumor suppressor (gene vhl). NCBI's taxonomy places the organism in Eukaryota, Metazoa, Chordata, Actinopteri, Salmoniformes, Salmonidae. The coding region runs from base 203 to 718 and encodes 171 amino acids. The record is from RefSeq and is a predicted model, not a curated record. The transcript has 3 exons.